AUGGCCACUCUAUGUACACUUGUAGCCGUCUGGCGGCUUGCCAUCCGCCUGCAGAUCAACAGGCGUUUGACAUUGAGUGAUUGGCUCAUGGCAGGUGGUGUGGUUCUGAACUUCCUGGGCUGUCUGCCCUACGCCGUAUUAGCUGCAAAAGGUGGCCAAGGCCGGCUGAUGUCAGAUCCGUGGUGGCUCAUACCUGGGCGCAUGUCGAACGAGCUACACAUGAUCUUCAUCACCCAAUGUUUGAACGUAUAUGCAAUGUUCUUAGUCAAAGCUUCGAUUUGUGCUUACCUAAUGGCGUUGGACUUUGGCCGCAGCUAUCGGGUUCUCAUCUGGACAUCCGUCGUCAUCGUUGUACUAUGCAACUUUGUCAUGAUGCUGAUAUUGCACUUUGCAUACUGUCGGCCUUACUAUUCACGAUGGGACUUUGCAGUGCAGGGAGAAUGCUGGCCUGAAGCAGUCAGCGACGUAACUGCCUAUGUACAGAUUGCAUCCAAUAUUAUCACUGACUUGAUCUAUGCCGCUGCACCCAUUGUAUACCUAAGAAACGUAAAGCUCAGCACACAGACACAAUGGGGCGUACGAACUGUUUUCUUGCUGGCAUUAGUUGGUACAGGUCUUUCCAUUGCCAAAAUCCCCAUUACCGCAAAGUUUCUUCGAUCCGAAGAGCUCAUGUGGGACGCCAUCGACCUAAGCAUCUGUAGCAUCAACGAAGUCUGCGUCGGUAUUAUUGUCGCCAAUCUGCCACCCCUCCGGAAAACGAUCCUGGGUGUAUUCUCCAGAAUUCUUCCAGAGAGCUUUGCUACGGCCAUUGGGGUCUCACGGAAACACAACAGCCAGUUCAAUGCUGUUUCUUUGCAAUAUACUUCCAAGGGUCGUACAAAGCUUCAGGAUGAUGCCGAUGGUGAGAGCGAGCGCUGCAUCCUCAAAUUAGGAGAGAGACAGCAGCAUUGGAACAUUAUGAAGACAACACAUGUGAGCAUAUGCGAUGAAGCUGCAGGCGGUAAGGAAACAAUAACAGUGUAA
This is a messenger RNA of Exserohilum turcica Et28A, 1023 nucleotides long. RefSeq lists its product as uncharacterized. Bases 1 to 1023 code for a protein of 340 amino acids. Lineage: Eukaryota; Fungi; Ascomycota; Dothideomycetes; Pleosporales; Pleosporaceae. The record is from RefSeq and is a predicted model, not a curated record. The transcript has 4 exons.